GCAGCAAUGGCAGAAAACACAAGUCCAGCUAUCACUAUGACUUGUGAGGUUUGUUCAGAGUAUUACACUGACCCCCUCAUGCUUCCCUGUCUUCACUCAUUCUGUAAGAAGUGUCUAAUAAAAGCUAAAGAGAAGCAAGGUAGUGCUGAUACCUCAUUAAAGUGCCCAACGUGUGACACUAGCAUUAAUUUACCUGAUGGUAAAAUUGAAGGCCUCACUCAAAACCUUUGGUUUGAACAUAAAUCAAAAGAGGCUUCGAUCAAAAGGAAAAUUGUUAGCAAGGAAGUAACAUCAUGUGAUAAAUGUAUCAUUGAUGAUUCCAGUGAUGCAGCUGUCGUGUAUUGCUGUGAUUGUGGCCAGUUUCUGUGCGAUCUUUGCAAGAAAGUUCAUAAGCGAAGCAGGAAAGAAGCCAAUCACAAGUUGAUUGAUUUAGAAACAAAGGAAUCCAUUGAACUGCCUACUGUCAAGCAUGAAGCCAUUUAUUGCAUCCAACAUUUAGAAAAGCUGACAUACUACUGCAAGGAUUGUGAUAAAUUAGUUUGUCAGAUUUGUCUUAACAUUCAUCAUAAAAGUCACAACUACAAUUAUUACAUAGAUGAAGGAGAUACAGCACGUAAAGCAUUAAAGGAAAGUGUUGCUAGUUGUGAUAAAGUCAUUCCUCCAGUCACCGAAGCUAUUGCUAAUGGAGAGAAGAUGCUAGAGCAGAUAGCAACACAUAAAGAAGAAAUGAGGCAGGAAAUCAAGGAAACGUUUGAAAAGCUUAAAGCUGCUUUAGAUAAGAGAUGCAAUGAUCUACUAAUGGAGACAGAAGAGAUUGCUGGCACUAAGAGAAAUUCUGUCGAGAAGCAGUUGGACAGGUUUCGUAAACUGGUAAAACAGGUUUCUCAUGGUCGUCAUCUUGCAUCGUCAGUGAGUGAGCGUACUGAUCCAGGUGAAGUUCUCAGUGUUAAGAAGCUAAUCACCAAUCAACUGGAGGAAUUUAUUGAAGAGAGUAAGAAACUACCUCUAGAAAUAGAAGAUAAAAAAGUAGUUGUAGCACGCCUUGAUAUACUUACUUUAAGUAAAGAAAUCAAUGAGUUUGGAAGUGUCUCCGAGGUUUAUAUAGAUCCAGCUGCAUACUGCAUUGAUAGUGGGUUAGCUAUUCCAUUGGCAACAGUAAAGAAAAAAAGGAAAUUCAAAGUGGCCCUACCAGCAGGCAUUGAUAAAGCAGCAAGCUAUUUGAAGGCUUCCUUUAUCAAAAGUGAUGGUAGUAAAGAGGAGGGUAGAGUUGUUAUAGCUAAUGAUAACAACACAGCCAUUGUAUCAUGCACACCUCAAAGUAUUGGUGGAUAUGAACUAUCA
Messenger RNA from Amphimedon queenslandica, 1341 nucleotides. RefSeq names its product E3 ubiquitin-protein ligase TRIM33-like. The annotation marks the transcript as partial. Gene Ontology annotation, molecular function: zinc ion binding. Lineage: Eukaryota; Metazoa; Porifera; Demospongiae; Haplosclerida; Niphatidae. The transcript has a single exon. The record is from RefSeq and is a predicted model, not a curated record.